AUGAGACUGCUCAUGCGACACUUUCGAUUGAAAUUGAAGUCCUGGUGGUCUCAGAUCAGGAAGCAAAGACAUUUACACCUUUACCAACACACUCCUAUCAUUCUUGGUUCGACCAAUACCAUAAGGCUUCUGAAACUGCUGAAGAGAAAGCCCUUCGGGGAUAUCCGAUGCGAACUAGUUGACGUCGAUGUCGAUAGUAAAACCAAAUAUGAAGCCCUCUCGUAUACUUGGGGAAGGGGAAAGAUGACCGAGCCGAUUUACAUUAACGGAAAGGUGUGGCUAGUCUCUCCAACCGUUGUGGCGGUACUGUAUCAUCUCUGUUCAUACAAACGGGAGCGUUUCAUCUGGAUCGACUCGAUUUGUAUUGACCAGGCCAACAAUGCCGAGAAGGACCAGCAAAUCGGACUGAUGCGUCGCAUCUACAAGAACGCCUCCCAAGUCAUCAUUUGGUUAGACGACAUAGAAGAGCCAUGGAAGGUCCGAACUAUGCUGGCGGGGCUCUGGCAUGAGUUUAUGUUUGGCAGCGUUGAGUCGUGCAUGGCCUUGAUCCGCCAACACUCUGAAGUUUUCCCCGAGGCAGGUUGGAUCCAGCUCUCGGAUAUGUACGCGAAUUCCUGGUUUUUCCGCAUCUGGGUGGUGCAGGAGGCAGCAAUGGCAUCGUCGGUCACUGUGCUGGCAGGAGGUGAGACGUUGGUCUGGGAACAUAUUGCCAUGGUCGCAGAUAUGCUCAACAAAGUACCAUCCAGUAUGGCUCUCCAAAGCAGCAAUUUGCCUGGGGUAUCGGACACUUUCCCAACUGGGGUACUGCAUGCCUUCACCAUGGCACGUUUCAAGAUGGAGCGCGAUUCUCCUCAAUACGAUUUAAUAUCGCUGAUAGGAUUCACAGCCGACUUUCUCUCGACGGAGCCUGUAGACAGGAUUUAUGCCCUGCUGGGUCUGCUAAAACCAGACGACGAUGUCCAUCAGUGGUUGAAACCGGACUACGCCAAGUCUGCAAAAAACUUGUACACAUACGUUGCUCAGAAUCUAAUCCUCAAGAAUUGCAAUAAUAUUCUAUCUUGUGCCGGGACGGGAUACGACAGGAAUCUCGAAGACCUUCCCUCUUGGGUCCCUGACUGGACAAAGCAAUCCAUCAUGCAGACUCAUCGCCAGCAUUUCACCAAAAUCCAACAUUCAGCCCGAUACAACGCGUCGGCAGGCUCCACCCUCGCCAUUACAAUCGACCAGGGAAACCAACAGUGUCAGGUGGCCAUACACAUUCAGGGCCACCGUUGCGGGCGAAUCACUCAUGUCAGCCCUGCCAUGGCUUACACCGAGCACAACGGCGGCGAAGGCGCCUCCAAAGCCGCACUCAGAUCGAUUUUCGAAGCCCACAUGCUCGCACGGCGACUUGCCAUCAAGUUUGCGCGGAGCCCGUACCCGACGGGCCAGACAAUCGAAGAAGCCUUCUGGCGCUGUCUGGUGGGGGACACCCAGUUUCAACGUCCGGCGCCGCUAGAGCUGGGGAUCUUCUGCCGAUUAUGGGAGGCGUCGUUGGAGCGUGAGCUGAGUGAGGACGUGACGCACAGUUUCCGCGGGGAGCUUGACGAAAUGGCGGGUGUUGACUUGUUGACGAAUUUAGGGCUGAGUAAUGAUACGAUUCGGUGUGCUUUGACCUGGAAUGGUAGCAGGAUCAUGUGUUGUACUGGAAGGGCGCUUGCAGUCACGGAUGCUGGAUAUCUGGCGAUGGUGCCGCCCGGGGCAAAGGCAGGGGACUGGUUAUGUCUAUUUUACGGGCUGAAUACACCAUUCUUGCUGAGAUCGCUGGCGCAGGAUGUUGAAGGUCAGCGAGUACCCAUGAGUCUAGUCGGGGAAGCGUAUGUGCAUGGGAUGAUGGACGGAGAGGCUAUGUGGCCAGGUGAACCAGCCGAGACAUUUGUCAUUUUGUAG
Diaporthe amygdali is the source of this 1929-nucleotide messenger RNA. RefSeq lists its product as uncharacterized. The record is from RefSeq and is a predicted model, not a curated record. The transcript has a single exon. NCBI's taxonomy places the organism in Eukaryota, Fungi, Ascomycota, Sordariomycetes, Diaporthales, Diaporthaceae. Bases 1 to 1929 code for a protein of 642 amino acids.